AUGAGAAUAGAUAAAAUCCAAACGUCCGGAACAUUCAAAACACCUUUAGAGGACAUUUCCAUCCAGCAGAGAAUCUGCCCGAAACUACAGCUACAUCCUGCUUCUCGCCAAACAAUCAAGUAUGGCACUGUGAGAACUCAGGAAGAAACCAAUAACGUCCUCGAUCAUAAUGCCCUACAAAUAUAUACAGAUGGCAGCAAACAGGAAACUGGGGAGUGCGGUGCCGCAUUUGUCAUACUUCAACGCGAUGGACGAUGGGAGACACGAAAGUUCAAGCUACAUCAUUUAUGUAAAGUGUUUCAAGCGGAAGUUUUCGCAAUAGACUGCGCCUUAGCAUGGGCCCAAACAAAUCCUGACGAAUCAAGGCUACAAUUAUUUUGCGACAGUCAAUCUUGCCUUGAAGCAAUAAAGGACCGUAGCAAUACCAUGCCCCUCAUAGUAUCUAUCCACGAACGUCUUUUUCAACUUAGACUAACACACUCCAUACAUUUUUACUGGAUUAAAGCCCACGUUGGAAUAGAAGGCAAUGAAUUGGCUGACAGCUACGCCAUAAAAGCGGCAGCUCCUUUAGAUGAUAUGGCAUUCACUCAAUGCGCUAUUUGUUCCGUUAAUAGUCAAAUACGUUCAGAGACGGCAGCAUACUGGCAACAAGAAUAUCUAAAUGCUCCAAAUGGAUCAACAACUAAGACUUUCUUCCAAUCUCCGGAGGAUGCUAAAGUUUAUACGCAACGUUUCGGUGUUUCUUUUGUAAUGACGCAAUUUCUUACUGGUCAUGGAUUUCACAAAACGUACCUAAAGCGCUUCAACAUAGUGGACAACGAUUCUGGUGUAGACUUGUGUCAGAUUCUAUAA
Messenger RNA from Rhagoletis pomonella (apple maggot), 852 nucleotides. RefSeq lists its product as uncharacterized. The transcript is spliced from 2 exons. The record is from RefSeq and is a predicted model, not a curated record. Gene Ontology annotation, molecular function: RNA-DNA hybrid ribonuclease activity; nucleic acid binding. Gene Ontology annotation, biological process: DNA replication, removal of RNA primer. Lineage: Eukaryota; Metazoa; Arthropoda; Insecta; Diptera; Tephritidae. The coding region runs from base 1 to 852 and encodes 283 amino acids.